This is a messenger RNA of Darwinula stevensoni, 882 nucleotides long. NCBI's taxonomy places the organism in Eukaryota, Metazoa, Arthropoda, Ostracoda, Podocopida, Darwinulidae. The record is from the annotation of a GenBank genome assembly.
CUACCUUCACAGCAGCCAAGAAAACCUGUUUCUCCACUCUUCCGCAACCAGCUAGGAACCCUGAGAGCAAGAGCAGGAUCUAAAGGCACUCCUCGAACAGAAGUGCCUUGGACAUCGUCCAAGGACUCCGAAACCUUACGUCAAAGGACGAGACACUCAUAAGCGAUUGCAUCUCAAGCUCUUCCUUUGAAGCAGUUUUCCUCAUUCAAGAAGCACAUCCUUCCGAAAAGCAUUCUUACCGAUUCACGUGCCUCACAAGUUCCACAUUUUUCAAGCUUUCAAGGUUUACUAAUUUCUUCUGUCCAUUCGUCCCCCUGAACCGCAUUCAUCCCAAUCGUACAGACGAAGAUGGCGAGCCCGAAUGUGAUAGUGACCGACUAUGAACCAGUUCGACUCGACUUCUGCUGUGGAAUCUACGUCGUUACUUUCGGGACGGCGAAGAGGAUCAUCGUCGCAUGCUGGAUUUUUGUCGUACUCGGAAUCGUCUUCACCGGGUUCGGGAUUGCCGCUAUCGUCGAAUCCAAACAACUUUGUGUCGAUUUUUGCUUUAAUUCGGACCCAAAGACGUGUGCAUGCAACUCGAGUUCCAGCAGCAUUGUUGGAUUUUUCCUAUCUGCCGUUCUAUACAUCAUCGGCGGGGCGGUGGUCGCUCAACGAUGCCGUGCAGCCAUACAAGCGCUGAGGAUGAGCAAGAUGAACGCACCGAAUCAGCAAGUAUAUCCCGGCGUCAUCCAAUUCCAGCAACCUGCAUACGCCUCCAUUCCCCCACCUCAAUAUGCUCCCAAAGUACCCAUUUCACAUGCUCAAACUGCAGGCAAAGGACAGACAAGAAAGCAAAGGAAGAUGGACAACCUCACUGGAUGCCAAGUCUCUGACAAUUAA